This is a messenger RNA of Lates calcarifer (barramundi perch), 4146 nucleotides long. RefSeq names its product sema domain, immunoglobulin domain (Ig), short basic domain, secreted, (semaphorin) 3Ga (gene sema3ga). NCBI's taxonomy places the organism in Eukaryota, Metazoa, Chordata, Actinopteri, Centropomidae. Gene Ontology annotation, biological process: axon guidance; positive regulation of cell migration; negative chemotaxis. Gene Ontology annotation, molecular function: semaphorin receptor binding; chemorepellent activity. The record is from RefSeq and is a predicted model, not a curated record.
AGGAGAGGGAAGGCUGGGUGGGGGCAGAACAGAAGGGAGAGGACAGCGGGGCAGCCACUCUCCCAACACCUGCACCUGGUCACUUGAUUCACACUCAGACACCCUCAAACUCCCUUUAAAGGAUCAAUGGACCACCACCUCGCUCACAUCACGGUGAUGGUUGCUGCCUUCCGGGCGUAAACUUUUGGAUAGUGUGGAAGAAGCGUUCAGGAAUCAGAUCUGUCUCUUUUUUUCUUCUUUAAAUGUUGCAUGGAAGAAAUGCAGUCGGUCACAGCGACUGAUUAGGCAGCGUUUUUUUUUUCUUCUGAGAGGGAAUUUGCAAACCUAUCGGAUUGUUUUAUGCCUGCGCAGCGCGGCUGAGAGAGAUUUUCCAAUCCAGCUCCGAGACGCAAAACGCGGGGAAUGCAGCGGUAACAUCCUGCAAGUUUUGAGGGAUUUGAGAGGCGUAUAGCGUCUAUCGACACACUCAGAAAUCAAAGAUUUAGAUCUCUGUGGGCUACCUGCAUGACUGUUACCAUGACAGCAUCUGGAGCCCAACUGCUCCUGUUAGCCCUGUGUGUUUACAGAGGCUCGGGCCUGCAGCAGUCUGCUCCACGGGUUCGCCUCUCCUUCAAAGAGCUGAUGGACACACGGGCAGCUCGACCCUUCAGUUUCUCCUUCAACACCAGCGACUACCGCAUCCUCCUGAUGGAUCAGGAUCAGGGUCGCCUUUACCUGGGCAGCCGGGAGUACCUGGUGGCUCUGGACAUGCACAAUGUGAACAAGGAGCCGCUCAUAAUCCAUUGGCCGGCGUCUGCUAAGAGAAAGGGAGAAUGUCAGAUGACGGGAAAGGGAAGACAGGGUGAAUGUGCCAACUUUGUGAGGUUGAUAGAGCCGUGGAACCGCACCCACCUCUACACCUGUGGUACGGGGGCGUACCAACCUAUCUGCACAUUCAUCAACAGAGGCUGGAGGGCAGAGGACUACCUGUUCAGGCUGGUCCCUGGGUAUGUGGAUUCAGGGAAGGGAAAAUGUUCCUAUGAUCCCACACAGGAGAACAUUGCAGUUCUAAUCAAUGGUAAUCUGUAUGCUGGGGUCCAUAUAGACUUCAUGAGUACAGAUGCUGCUUUGUUCAGGACCAUGGGAGGGAGAACGGCAAUCAGGACAGAGCAGUAUGACUCCAGGUGGCUCAACGAGCCCGUGUUUGUUCAGAUCCAGCAGAUCCCUGACAGUGCAGAAAGGAACGACGACAAGCUUUACUUCUUUUUCCGUGAGAAGAGUUUAGACUCCAGCGGCGGGGCGAGCCCCACCGUUUUGGCCAGGGUGGGAAGAGUGUGUCUGAAUGAUGAAGGAGGGCAGAAGUCCCUGGUGAACCGGUGGACGACGUUCCUGAAGGCUCGUCUUAUCUGUUCAGUGAUAGGAGAAGAUGGAGUGGAGACCCGAUUUGAUGAACUACGGGAUGUGUUUAUUCAACCCACGCAGGAUGAACGAAACCCUAUGGUAUAUGCUCUCUUCACCACAGCAGGCUCUGUGUUCAAGGGCUCAGCAGUCUGCGUGUACUCAAUGGCUGAUAUCCGCAACGUCUUCAAUGGACCGUUUGCUCACAAACACGGCCAUAAUUACCAAUGGACGGAGUACACUGGCAAGAUUCCCUACCCUCGGCCUGGAACAUGUCCAGGAGGAACCUUCACCCCUGGGAUCCGCUCCUCCAAGAACUUUUCAGAUGAGGCUGUGGAUUUCAUCAGGUCCCAUCCCCUCAUGUUCCACCCGGUCUAUCCGAUCCACCGCCGCCCCCUGGUGGUGAGAACCGGCGUGGACUACCGCUAUACUGCCCUGGUAGUAGAUCAGGUGGAUGCUGUGGACGGACGCUACGAGGUGCUCUUCUUGGGGACAGAUCGAGGCACUGUGCAGAAAGUUAUUGUUUUGCCUAAAGACCCAGUCAGCAUGGAGGAGCUCACACUAGAGGAAGUGGAGGUUUUUCGGACCAGGGCUCCUGUCAAAACAAUGAAGAUAUCUUCUAAAAGACAACAGCUGUAUGUAUCAUCGGACGCCGGGCUGACCCAGGUGUCACUGCACCGCUGUGGUGUGUAUGGCAGGGCCUGCUCUGACUGCUGUCUGGCCCGGGACCCCUACUGCGCCUGGGAUGGAGAGAGCUGCUCUGCAUUCACCCCGUCCACCAAGAGGAGGAGCAGAAGACAGGAUGUUAAACAUGGUGACCCACUGAGGCAGUGCAGAGGCUUCAAUGCUAAAGUGGAGAAACGUCUGAGAGAAACAGUGCAGUUUGGGGUGGAGGGCAGCAGUACUUUCCUGGAGUGUCAGCCUCGCUCUCCUCAGGCCACCGUCAAGUGGCUCUUCCAGAGGGAAGGAAAGAGGAAAGUGCUCAACCGUGCGGGAGGUCUCUUGAAGACCAACCAUGGCAUCCUCCUGAAGUCCCUCAACCAAUCAGACGCAGGUCUCUACCACUGCCUCGCCACAGAGAACAACUUCAAACACACAGUGGCUCGCGUGGCACUGCGCAUCCUGGAUCGAGACAUCGUUUUAGCUCUCACCGCUCAAGAUGAGGACGAAGAGCCAAAAACUCGCCACGCGGGACCUUACCCUCAGUCAUCCCUCGUCUCCACACCUUUCCCACCUGAGAUUAGACUGAUUAACCAGUACUGCCAGUCCUACUGGGAACAGCUCAGUCCCAAACAGCAGCAGCAGCGCAAGCGCACCAGCCGCAGGCACACAGAGAGCCAGGACCAAGGCCUCGGCUAGAGGAUGGGACUGAACCUGUCCAACACUGGCCUGUCUGGACUUCAUGGUGGACUUUUAUGUUUGACGUGCAUGUCCUGGUGUUACCUCCAUUCAUUAGCAGGUGAUGCUGUCAUGCUGUCAUUAAAGAACUAUAUUGGUGGUUUUGCAAGUGUCGGCCUCAAUACAGAUUGUGUGUGUUUUACAUUACCGAUGACCACUUUUCAAAGAAUACUGUACGUUUCUUAUGUAUUAAUUCAGUUAGUAUGACAUUGAACUCAACUUACUGACUUAAUACUUUGAUCACACCACACAGGGAUUGUUUUCUAACUUUUUCUUGUUGGUACAUUCAGGUGCUUGUGGGAAACUCCAGCAUCACUGACUUGAGAAUCACUGUGGAACAGUUUUAGAGCAAGAAACAAACAAACUAAAAAAUCCCAUAUCCAUAUCCUAUCUUUUUCACAACAUCCAUGUUGCUUGUUAUUUGUCUGCUUGGUUGCUCCCACAACAUAGUGUAAAAGCAAAAGAAUUUCUGCAGCUGAUUGUUAAAUGUCAGAUGUUGGACGGUCCCUGAAAGCACCACCAAGGAAGCGUUUUCAAAACCAUGUUACUGUGACAAAAAAUAACAUUGCUCAUCGUGAUUGAUCACGUAUUUCAAGCAGGUUUGUUGUUGUUGUCUUGGAAAAUGUUUGACUGUGAUGUAAAGUAAAUGCAACGUGUAGUUUAACAGGCUACAACCUGCAAAACCACAGGUAUGGUCCUUUUAAGUAUCUUGAAACAAAAAUGUAAUAUAUUGAUUGUGAAUAUAAUAUAUAUGGUCAUUGGAUUUCUCUUGUAUUGUAUGAAGAUAAUAUGAUGAUAUAAAUGCAGAUGUUUGCAUGCGUAUCUGUCGUUGUUUGUUGCAAGUUGUACAUUUUACUGUUCCCUUUUCAACCUUGGUGUGUUACGAUGUUUGUAAGGUGUAAUGUAUUCUGUUAAGCUAAUUCCAUUGGAUGUUGUCAUGUAAUGACUCCCUUACUGUCCUGUGCUCUAGUGACCUACAGUAUGUGAGUGUUUUAAGAUAUGUAUAGCAUACAGUGUUCUUCCAGUUAUGCACUUUGUCGGUGGCGGUAUUAGAGGGAAUUGGGGAUCUUUGCACAGAUGUGUGAGAAAAUGAUACAAGAACAUAGUUUUCAUGUACAGUAUGUUAUUACAAAAAUGGGAAUGAAACUGGUUCAGUUUUAGUAUUGAUUUGGUGGUGUUCUGUAAUAAGCUGUAUUUACUUAUUUUUUAAAAUGGCUCUUUUUAACAGAAGCGUGAGGAACAAGAUAUUUUCCAGCCAGAGCCACCAUUCACCUUCCUUGUGAGUAACACAGUGCUAUGUGCUGUCAUGCCGAGCAAUUCUACACUGGAAAUGUUUGAACAGAUAUAUAAACAUUUCAGAAUUCUCUUAAA